AUGGGCCACUUCACAAAGGUCAAUUAUGCUUGUUCCUCUUUUCUGUCCAUUGAUCCGCAGCCUCAGGCAUCCAAUGCGCUGCAGGAGCUCUGCUUUGUGAUUAUGGGGAUUCUACCAAAGCCUCAGGAACAAGAUGAAAAAGAUAAUACCAAAAGGUUCUUAUUUCAUUAUUCGAAGACACAGAAGCUGGGCAACUCAAAUGUCAUGUCGUCAGUUGUGCAUCCUUUGCUACAGCUUGUCCCUUGGCUGCAGGAGAGAAGAAUGAAGAGAUUCAGAGUGGGCGAAGAAUUCCAAAGUCCUUUUGCAAGUCAACGUAGAGGAUACUUUUUAUUCAGGCCACGCAAUGGAAGAAGGUCGGCUGGUUUCACUUAAAAUGGAUUCCAACUAAUUUUUCACAGAAGCAAUGCUGUGAAAUACAAAAUGUACUGACAUUUUGUUUUCCUCUCAAAAACAAUCCUUGAUAAGUUUACUCUGUUGAAAGUCCGUGUGUAAUAAACACUCUCAGAAAAAGUU
Carlito syrichta (Philippine tarsier) is the source of this 513-nucleotide messenger RNA. RefSeq names its product neuromedin U (gene NMU). Gene Ontology annotation, molecular function: neuromedin U receptor binding. Bases 1 to 372 code for a protein of 123 amino acids. The record is from RefSeq and is a predicted model, not a curated record. Gene Ontology annotation, biological process: regulation of smooth muscle contraction. The transcript is spliced from 9 exons. NCBI's taxonomy places the organism in Eukaryota, Metazoa, Chordata, Mammalia, Primates, Tarsiidae.